UUCUAGUUUAAGAGUUCAACGUACCUCUGGUCAUAUAUUCGUACCAAAAUUCGUACUCGUGCUCGUACUUUGGUACAAGUACAAGCAAAAAAUAGGGGUGGUACGAAGUACCAGUACGAGGCCAAAAUUGAAAUUUAUGAUACUGUAAUUGAGCUCAUAAUUUUGGACUCAUAAUCUAGACCAGAGCCCUAUUUUUAUUUAAUCAUGAUUAUUAAAUUUUUUUUAGAUUUUUAAAAUUUAUAAAUUAAUAAUGAAUGUUGGAUCACGUUUAUUCGCUUUAUUCUUCAUUUUAGUUGUCAAUCUUUCCUUCUUUACUGAAGUCGAUUCCAUUUUAUGGCGACCAGGAAUCGGACAACCAAGACGUUCAGUUCCAAACCAUGAAGUUAGAGCUAAACGUGUUGUUGUGUAUCCUAUGGACUGGCCUACUCAUUCUUAUCGACCAGGACGUUCUGUGUCAGACCAAGACAGAGCUAAACGUGUUGUUAUUGGUCACCCACCUCGAUUUGGACGUUCAGUCCCAAUCCAUGAAGUUAGAGCUAAACGUCAUGCCACAGCAAUGGAUUCAAUCAUUGCACCGCCAGAAAAAAUGCGAGUUGUAAGAGGUGAUUAA
Molecule: messenger RNA, 610 nt
Organism: Meloidogyne enterolobii
Lineage: Eukaryota; Metazoa; Nematoda; Chromadorea; Rhabditida; Meloidogynidae
Source: the annotation of a GenBank genome assembly